UUUUAACAUUUUGUUAAGAUGUUAAUUUCAUGUAUAGAUGUGUGUGUGUGAGAGAGAGUUUACGUAAAUAUGAGUUAAGUUAUAUAAAAAUUACCAAUGUGACACUGCUUUCAAUUGUAUAGUACUGCUGCGAUUACAUAUUAUUAUUAUUAUUGUUUUUAUUACGACCCGCCAUCGUCAUGUUGAUCAGUCAAAAAACAUCAAAUUUAUGCUUUCCUGAUAAAUCUUCAUCAAUGAAUUUAUCAACCCAAUUGAAUAAUCCAAUCAUUCUUAAUUCAAACCCUAUGGAAUCCCUUGAUAAAAACAAUCAUGAUAAUGGUGAUGACGAUGAUAAUGAUGAUGAUGAUGAUGAGGAGGAGGAGGAGGAGGAAGAAGAAGAAGAUGAUGAUGAUGAGCCAAAAUCAUUCAAUGUAGAAACAUGUAAAUCACAAUUUAUAUUCAAUCGAAAUAGACAUAAUUCUAAUGAAUUGAAUACAUCGAAAUCAUCAAUUUCACCAAUGUUAUCAACUUUACCCAAUAGUAGUACAGUGUUUAGAUCUUCAUCUCACUUAACACAAUCAAAUAUACAUCUACAAUCAUCAUUACCAUUACUAACCCCAACAUCAUUAUCAUUUCCAAUUCCAUCUGUUCCUCCGUUACCAAAUUCAUUAUUUUGUAGAAAUUCUACAUCAUUCUAUUCUACUUUAAUGAAUCGAAUAGAUUCAGAUCAAUUAAAUGUUUUAAUGAAAAUGUUAAAUGAUACAGUUACAAAUGGUUUAUUAAAUAAUAAUACAUCAAAUUUAUCAUUACCGCCUACAACAGCAUUAGAUACUGCAACAUUACAAUCAAUGUUUAAUAGCGCCAUGUUUAAUACGGAAUCAUCAGUACCAGUGAAGUUUGAUUCAAUGGAACAUUUUAAUAUUGGUAAUCAUAUACAUAAUAAUGAUUUGAAGAAUAAUUGUAAUUCACAAAAUGAUUAUUAUCAACAUUAUCUCCGUGAUCGAUGGGAUUUUCGAUAUUGUUUAAAAGAUUAUUUGAAUGAUCCUACUAAUUGGCCAGAUCAUAUUGAUAUUACUAAUAAUAAUGAUAAUAAUAAUAGUAAUAUAUUACUUAUGAUGUUAAUGAUGAUGUUUAUGAAAAGAAAUAUGGAUUCUCUGAUGUCAACAUCUAAUCCACUAAAUAAAUCACCAACAUUAUCAUUAUCAUAUGCAUCUAGACCCUUUACUUCUUCACCAUCAUCAUCAUCAUCAUCUAUGAUGUUGACAACAUCAUCGCCAUCGUUGACAAAAGGACUUACAACGAUGAUGACGACGACGACAACAACAACAACAACAACAACAGUAAAUCAAUUUAUGGAUGAUCAUAUAUUACAUUGUAACAAAUCUAGUCAACUUCAUUAUAAUUUGUUACAUAAUCCGAAUUAUUUAAACACUGAAGAUGGAUUGAAAAAAUCUAUGAAAUGUAACAUAGUAGAUGAUCAAGGCAACUUAAGAUUUAAAUUCAAUCAUUUAAAUGUAUUCCCAGAGAAAUUAACUUUUCAUGAUAUCAUUGAUUCAACUGGUAAUAAUAAAAAUACUACUAUGAUUAAUACUACUAAUACUACUAAUACUACUACUUAUAAUAAUGGUAAUGGUUAUCAAUCAUCUAAUCCAUAUAUUAUGAAUGAUUUAUUAGAAAAUGAAUCAGAUCAAAUUGAUUCAUUAGUUCAACGAACUGAAUUAUUAGAUUCUGAUUUAUGGAAACAUUUUCAUAGUAUGACUACUGAAAUGGUGAUUACAAAAUCAGGACGUCGAAUGUUUCCAUCAUUUAAAGUACGUGUUACUGGAUUAGAUAGAAAUGCGAAAUAUAUUAUGUUAUUAGAUAUUGUAUCACGUGAUGAACAUCGAUAUAAAUUUCAAAAUGGUAAAUGGACAAUUGCAGGUAAAGCUGAUCCAGAACCAUGUCGUAAACCAUAUAUACAUCCAGAUUCUCCAACAACUGGUGAAGAAUGGAUGCAUAAACCAAUUUCAUUUCAUAAAUUAAAAUUAACUAAUAAUGUAGCUGAAAGACAAUCAUUUCAAGCUGUACUCAAUUCAAUGCAUAAAUAUAUACCAAGAUUUCAUAUUGUUCGUGCAGAUCAUUUAAAUAAAAUGAAUAUGUCCAAUUUUGUUACAUUUAUCUUCGAUGAAACUGAAUUCAUCGCUGUAACCGCUUACCAGAAUGAACGAAUUACUCAAUUAAAGAUUGAUAAUAAUCCAUUUGCUAAAGGAUUUCGAGACAAUGGUAGUGGACGUCGUGAAAAGAAAGGUUUACGAUUACGUUACAAACAGACAAUAAAUUCUACUGAUCCUUAUCAUGAUCUAGAUGGUAUUGAAAGGAAUAUAUUGAAAAAACGUUCAACGGAUUUAUAUGGAACACAUGAAAAUAUUAAAUUUUCAUUUCCAAAUUCAAUUAAUCAUCCACUUAGUACAGAUCGAUUAUCAUUAUUACAUAAUAAUCAUCAUAAUCAUCAUCAUGGAUUAGAUAUAAAAUGUUCUUCAUCUUCUCAUUGUUCUUCGAUAUCUACUUCAAUGUGUAAUACAUCUUCAUCGAUUAUAUCAACAUCGAAUCAAUUAUUUUGUGGACUAUCUAAUUCUUUAUCUUAUACUUCAUCAGAUCAAUUCUCAUCGUAUUCAAUUAACAAUUUGCAUCACUAUGGUAGUAGUAGUAGUAGUAAUAAUAAUAAUAAUAAUAAUCAUAAUGGUAAUAAUAACAAAUCAAUUGAUUCUUUACCAUCAUUAUCAUUUUGUAAUUUAUCAGAUAGUAAAUUAUCUACUACAAAAGAUUUAUCAUCUCCAUCUUUAUCAUUACCUUAUCCAUUUUGGUCAAGAUAUUUGGAUCCAACAUCAUUGAAUUCAACGUUGAUAUCAACAAAUCUACCACGAAGUCAACAUACAGUACAUUACUGUCCAAAAAUAUCUAAAUCACCAUCCUCCUCCUCCUCCUCGUCAUCUUCAUCAUCAUCAAUUGAAUAUUCUUUUAAUAAAAUACAAAAUAAUCAUUCCAUAGAAUUUCAACGUCAACAUCAACGACAACAACAAUUUAUGGAUAAAACUGAUAGAAUACACGAUAUAAAUGAAAUGUCAUCUGCAACAAAUAAUUCUUUUAAUUUACCAUCUUCAACAGUAACAGUUCAAUCAUUGUCAUCAAAGUCAACAUCAUCAUUAACAUCAGGAUUAUCAUCUCCGUUAGUAGGAACAUCAUCAGUCAUCACUGUUACUACCAACACCACUACGACGACAAUGACAACAACAUCAACAAUGAAAUCAAGUCAAUCAUUACCAUAUUCAACAUUAACUACAUCUGUUUUCGAUAGAAUAUCUGGAUUAACUGGAGGAACAGGAGAGGGAAUAACAGAAUUACAACUCUUCUCAGAUAAUUUAAAACGUAAAUAUGAUGAGAUGAAUAGAUAUUCUCGAGAACAUCGCAAUUCAUUACAGAAUCAUAAAGAUUUAAAUUCAUCCAGAUUAUGCUGUUCGCCUAUCAAAAAACAAUAUAUUCAAAAGACCAUUUCAACAAAUAAGGAAUCCGAAUGCUUCAAUGAAAAUGAAUAUAACAACACUAUUAAAAGUUCUAAUCAAACCCUUAUAAAUGAUCAAUUUUAUUGUACUGAAAUAAAAUGUAAACAUGAAUUCAAUCAUUCAUUAUGCUGUAAUUGUCCUAAUUCAUUGCCAAUAUUAUCUCAUGACAAUGAUGUAAUCACUUCAUCAAUAACCCCAUCAACAUCAUUAACAUUUAUGAAUUCAUCUAAACGUAGUUUCAAUAUAAGUUGUUUAUUAGAAUAA
Schistosoma rodhaini is the source of this 3782-nucleotide messenger RNA. The record is from the annotation of a GenBank genome assembly. Lineage: Eukaryota; Metazoa; Platyhelminthes; Trematoda; Strigeidida; Schistosomatidae.